AUGUUUUCAGUUCACCGCUUCAUUGCACUUCCUUCCGACGUUGCAAUGGAAGAGAAGCUUUCCGGAUCCAAAGCGAACAGGCCACCAGGAGAGGAAGGAGGCAGGUUCGGAGCAGCACCUCGUGAUGCGUACAAAUCGUUUGCACCACGGGAGGUUUCUGCUCACAAUCCAGUCGACGUCACCAUAUCAAAAGUUGGCCUUGGUAUAGUAGCGGCUUCUAUAUCUCUCAUCACAAUCUCGCUCGUGCAAUCAACACAAGAAGACCCUUCAGUGGAAUUGGAAAAGGACAAUGCUACCAUAUUUCUACGAGAAAAUAUGGAGGUAAUCCGCAAUGGUUCGUACAAUUAUGGAAGCAACAGCGAAUUCGCAGUAAUCCAGUCGGGUGUGAUUGAUUCGUGGCUUACUGCUCUCGACAGCGGUAUGAUACGGUACAAUUAUGGAGACUCCAUAAACAAUUUUUGUUGGGACGCCAGAGACUUUGUUGCUAGCUUUGCUCACCAGAGAUUGGCUCGCUGGUUGAAUUUUCUUCAGAAACGCAAGGAAAUCCCAGAAAAUGAGUUCCUACCUUCGCUAUUUCGAUCAAGUCAGCUCUUUGUUGGUGUGCAGGUAUUGAUCCGUGCUGCGAUUCUAUUCAGUCUUCUUCAUCGUAUUCUGCUUCUUUCGGCUACAUUGUGCCUUUAUUCCCGCCGAAGGUCGAUGUGGUUCACCACCAUUCCACUGGCGAUCAUCAAUGAGACAUUACACGUUAUCGCUAUCUUCAUAGUAUUCACCAUCCACAUAGGACAGGACUAUCAGUAUUCACAAACGUCUGCAAUCGCUCUGGCCAUAGCGUUGGUGACAUUUGUUAUGAAGAUGUUUUUGCUAAGCACAAUCAAAGUCGGUAUAAAGUUUUUACAAACCGAUUUACAUAUUACUGCUGUCUACGGUGGCAAUCUCCGAAUGGCUAUUUGUCCUGGUGAUGUUGGCCAGCUAUGUGCUAGAUCUAAUCGAUGGGCGGUCGUUGUACUUCACUGUUGA
Molecule: messenger RNA, 1017 nt
Organism: Ostertagia ostertagi
Lineage: Eukaryota; Metazoa; Nematoda; Chromadorea; Rhabditida; Trichostrongylidae
Source: the annotation of a GenBank genome assembly